Messenger RNA from Rotaria sp. Silwood1, 7242 nucleotides. Lineage: Eukaryota; Metazoa; Rotifera; Eurotatoria; Philodinida; Philodinidae. The record is from the annotation of a GenBank genome assembly.
GUGGGUGGGUGUGGGUGUGGGGUGUGGGUGUGUGGGUGUGGGUGUGGGUGUGUGGUGGGUGUGGGUGUGGGUGUGGGUCUGGGGUGUGGGUGUAGGUGUGGGUGUGGGUGUGGGUGUGGGUGUGGGUGGGUGUGGGUGUGUGGGUGUGUGGGUGUGGGUGGGUGUGGGUGUGGGUGGAUGUGGGUGUGGGGUGUGGGUGUGGGUGUGGGUGCGAGUGUGGGUGGGUGUGGGUAUGAGUGUGGGUGUAGAUGUCUUAUCUUCAUACACACACACCCACGCCCACACCCACACCCAUCGACACCCACACCCACACCCAUCGACACCCACACCCACCCACACCCACACCCACACGCACCCACACCCACACCCACACCCCACCCACACCCAACCCACACUCACACCCCACCCACACCCACACCCACACCACCCACACUCCCUUCUACAUCAAUGGAAAUAAAUAGCAGUCUGGUGAUGAUGUUUGUAUGGGAUUGAAACGUUACUUGUUGGUAUUUCAAAACGAAUGUGUUACACAGAACACUGUUUGAAAUCAUCGGAAUGUUUACUUGUAACGUCGUUUAUUCUCUACUUUAUUUGACGAAGGUUGAUACCUAUAUUUUAAACCUUUCGGUAUUUAUCGAACUCUGAAUGGGAAAAAAACCCAAGCAAAAGUAAAAUAUUACGCAGAGAAAUGAUAAAGACAUUUGUCAAUGAUGCAGAAGCACAUAACAGAUGGAAAAAGUAAACGCUAGAGGAUACAUUGUUGACAAAAAAACAGCAGUAUAACAGACACAACUAGUAAAGUAAAUAAGGACGAAAAAAAGCUUGAAGGGACAAAUUCAAUAGAAGAAACCUUAUUAGCAUAGUGUUGUUCACUGCUUCAGUUACAACUCAUGCAAAUAUUUUCUGAGUUGAAACGCAUCUGAGUCGCUGUUAGUAUGCGUGCGAAACACGAAGGACGAAUAUGGCUGUGAGCGUGAGUAUCGGCAUGGGUGUGUCUGUGGGUGUUGGGUGUGGGUGUGGGUGUGUGCCUGUGGAUAUGAGUUUUUCUUCUUCGAUCACCUACACCCACACCCAACUGCUGUAAUACGAUCAGAUUCUUCUAUUGUGCAAUCAAAAUCUGUUAGGCGAUUUCAAAUGAUACUGGUUUAUUAAAAAAAAAACUUGAUUUUUUUAAUCAGAAGUUUAAUUAUAGUUUUCUAUAUAUAUAUUAUACAUUUGAUAAGUCAAUAGGAAUGAAUUAUUGAAAUAGAUAUUCGUAUCCACAUAUCAUACGAGAUAUUCUAUUACAUGUAUACCGCAUAGGAAAACAUGUUAUCUUGAAAACCUAAUGUCAUCAACAUCGUUUUCUAUCAUGAACAGUCAGUUCAAUAUUUAGAUUGGUUUCCAAGUGUAUAUAUUUGGUUUCAUUGGAAAUCUAAUCAAUAUUUCUCUUGUAUGUUUUACUCGAUCCAAUUUAUCUCCAUUUCUUUUAUUUAUCUCAUCAUUUUUCAAUGCUAUUGUGCUAGUUGAAGGUCUUCUACAAAGAACGUUCUCAAUCAGUUUUAGUAUAGAUGCUUCACCGACUAGUAUAAUCUAGGUGUAAAAGUCGUUUUUUUAUUGUGUAUGCGGUAAUCAUAACAUCUCUAACAUAUCUUUGUUUUGCUUCUAUCGACAAAUAUUCUAUAUCAUGUCGAAGAGUGACAUGUGCGUAAUCGGAGUAAGCUAAGCACAGCAAACAUUUCUGCUCUCAUAGUUUUUCUUACUAUUGCCACAAGUACUAUGCCACUUUUACUGUGUCCUACUGCUAUACAAGUGACAAGUGGUACAGAUAACGUGAUCAACAUAUGUUCUUUUAUAACUCCUGUUCUUGUAAUUAAUAUAAGUUAUAUUCUUUGAGCUAUUCUUCUCAGUACAUGGUACAUUUCAACGAGUCAAAUAAUAACAUCCUCAAUAGUUAAACCACCUUAUCGUUUAUCCCAAGAAGCAUUGAUCUUUAGUAUAAUCACUAUUAUUUCAUACAUCAGUUAUGUAUCGAACUUCUAUGUUUAUAUUAUCUCAGCUUCAUCUUAUCGUCGAGAUUUUUUACGACUUGUUCUAUUUUGUUGUCAUAAGAACCAUUUGAAUAAUUCAAAAUGAACGUAGCUUUCAUGGUACAUCAGUUAUCAUGACCAGUCAAUUAAAUUGAAUGAAGAACUUGUUUUUCAUAUGCAAGCAACAUAUUGACCGUGAACACAAGUUUUUUCUUGUUUAAUAUAAACGUUCAAUUAGAUAGAAUGUUCACAAUUUAGUUUAUCUUGUUUAUUUUUUUCAUAAAAUAAUAAACAAUUUCGAUUCAUAUAAGUUUCUAUGCAAAAUGAUUGAUGCGCUAUUUUUUUUUUUGUUUAGUUGUGCUCAAUUAGCUUACAGUACUUAAAACAUAAAAUAGUAAAAAGAAUCCUUAAAUGAACAUUGAAAAUGAUUUUGCUCUCAUGUUUUAAUAUACUCGUCGAUGAAACAGCAGUGUUCAGACUUCCGAAAAAGGAAAUUUUGGAAGUUUUGGAAAUUUCAAGCACUUGUGUUCUAAAUUGUUUGGUACUUUCCAAAAUUAUAUAGUUUCCGAAAUUUCCAAAAUUCUGCAUGUAGCGAAAUUGCAGAAAAUUCUAAAAUUUCCAAUAUUUCCAAAAAAUUUUCAUUUGCUUUGCUAUGUAGUUAUCGAGUUGAUGAAAGCUUCGGAAAUUUCUGUAAUUUCCCUUUUCGGAAAUCUGAACAUACCUCAUUUGAUCUAAAUAGUCUUACUCAACGACCAAGUCCAUCUGUGAACUGUUAAAUCCAAAUAUUAAUCAAUGCAACAAAAUUGGUUUUUUUAAUUAAAAUUGUACUUAUUCCUGCCAUCUCCAGAUUUUCCUUCACUUUUGCUUGAAUGUUCAAUAUUUCUUGAUGAAUUUUAGUGUGGAUAGCUCAUUUAUUUACUAUUGUGUCGCGUCACUUGAUUUACUGUGAAGCAGCUAAAUUCACAUGACAAUUCCAACUUGUGCUGAUCUCUGUUCAAUAUAUAGAAAUACAUGAAGAUUGUUUAAAUAACUAAUAUAGUAUUGGCAGUAGCUCCUACUUUAAAAUCAAUGUAUAUGUAUUAGACACAGUUCAGUUUUAGGUGUAGUCAAACAUAUUUAGAUAAACUUUUCAAUAGACAGUAUAUUAGUUAUAAUUUUAAUUCUCGUUGAUUAGGUUAUUCUUAGAUAAUAUUAUCGAUUUAUAACUAAUUAUUCAUGGUAUGUAUGUAGCUUGUUUUCUUGAAUCAUGUGUAUAGUUAAAUGAAAUUGUUUUUAUAAUGGAGACACAGGAAUAUCGAACGAUUGAAUGAACGUUUUCGAGAAAAUUUUGUUUUUCAAAUAUUUUUCCUAACGUGCAGAGGAUUGAUACGAAGCAAUGUUUAAUAGAAAUAAUGUAUUUUACCACAUAUAUAUCUUUUUGAUUAUGAUAUUAGAGUAUAAUGAAUGAUUGUCCGCAGUAGCGUCAUUAAAAACUAUAUAUUUUGUCUAAAUAAUAUAAAUGAUUGUACAUGAUAAACAAUCAUAUUUGGUAAAUUUUGGAUUGGACCAUUUGAUAAGAAAGUAAAAGAAAAAAAUCCAAAGAAAAUAUUAAGACUUUGUAUCUGUAGUAUUUAGUGUGACUUUAUUUUAUAAACUUUAAUCUAAAUUAAUUAACUUCCCUUGUUCAUAAAGCUUUAUCCGGAUUAUGCAUUUUUUUUUUCUAAGAGGAUGUUUUUCAAUUAUUUUGUGCAUACCAAAGUCAAUUGCACUUUCACAUCAACUAUAAUAUAUAUUAGCUGUCCUUAGCUUUAAUUUAGGUGGAGCUAAAUCUAAAAAACUACAAAGUUCGUCACUAUACUUCAUUGACAUCAAUAUACACUUGGGGACAAAAGUUUAAGUGAAAUUAGUUUUUCAGUAUUUUUUUUCAUAUUGUGAGGUACAGGUCUGAUUCGAAUGGUGAUAUAGAUAGUAUGAGAGACCAGCUACAUGAUGUCUUAUACAACGAGACUCUAUCUGUCUAUAUAGAUUUUUCAUGAUUAAAAUAAUUUUUUCUAUACAAAAACAAGUUUGAGUAGCUUUCAGUAUUUCGUAUUUCUUAACCAAGAGAUUUAAGCUGAAAUGAAACAGAAUGAUAUCAAUCGAGAGAGCAUUUCAUGCUCUAUCAGUUUAUAGAAAUAGAUUUUUUCCCGGAGUCGAUCUUCACCUUCGAAACUUGCUUUGAGUGAGAAUAGUCAGCAAAAACGGAAAAAGUGAAUUACUUCCCACAAACUCCUUCUUAUUACAAUGUUUCAUAGAUCGUUGGAAAGAGCAUUCAAAACUGAAGAAAAUAUUGUAUUUGAAGUUCGAGUAUUACUGAUUUUUCACGCCCAUCUUAUUGAAAUAAAGUUUUGAGAAACACAAUUAGCUUUUGUUUUUUAAUGAUUUUGACCGGAGAAAAAUGCUGAUUAUUCUCACUCUAACCGAGUUUCAAAGGUGAAGAUCGACUCCGGGAAAAAAUCUAUUUCUAUAAACUGGUAGAACGUCAAAUGCUCUAUCGAUUGAUAUCAUUCUGUUUCAUUUCAGCUUAAAUCUUUUGGUUAAGAAAUGUGAAAUACUGAAAGCUACUCAAACUUGUUUUCGUAUAGAAAAAAUUAUUUUAAUCAUGAAAAAUCUAUAUAGACAGAUAGAGUCUCGUUGUAUAAGACAUCAUGUAGCUGGUCUCUCAUACUAUCUAUAUCACCAUUCGAAUCAGACCUGUACCUCACAAUAUGAAAAAAAAUACUGAAAAACUAAUUUCACUUAAACUUUUGUUUCCGACUGUAGAUUCGUUUAACGAGCUUCAAGCAAAAAGCAAAGGACAGAACUUAUAAGUAUAUAUUUCUUGAAUAGUAUUUUUGUUAUCAAUGCUUAUUUGUCUGAGAAAUUCACAUAGUUCAUAGAUGAUAUGUACAAUAUAAAGGUAAUAUGUUCUUAAGUUGUGUUGAAUUAUAUUCUGAGAAAAAAGAAUGAAGGGUUUUAUAGAAUGAUCUCUGUCUUUUCUGAGAAUUUUAUAGUUCGAAAAUAUAUAAUAUUGAUUGGCUUAUUCAUAAAAAUACUUUUGAAAUUUAUGUUCCAAUAUCAAUAAAAAAAAGUCGAUAUUGAUGCUAAGAUUACAAUUUGAAUUAAUCGAAAUAAGUACUGUGUCUAAUUUAAAAAAUUAAUUCGUGCUGUUUUAUUGCUAUAAAUGAAAGUUAAAUUGAUAUUUAUCGUCAUCAUUGUGAUAAAAUCUUUGUAUAUGUACAGGGUAUUACAAAAGGAUUGUGUCCCCCUCCCCUCCCUCCUACAACUUAAGGUGUAAGUGAUAUCACAAAGUAUUUUAUACCAAAUUAAUGUUCAUCAAAAACUAGAUUUAUGAGUGUAAUUAGGGCAACUAUUGCCUAUGAAAUUAUUGAAAUGUCUUGAAUUACAUGCCAAAAUGCAUUCGUACUUUACAGUUUUCAUUCUUCAUGUACAUAUUUUCACAAAAAACUAAUAAUAGAUUCGUGGUUUCCAUAAAAAACUGAAUCUACAGACAUACCAUUUGUAUAUCUUUUUUUUUGAUAAAAAAAGAAAAGUUUUUUUGAAAAAAUCAUGGGAAGUAUCCCAUGAUAAUUUUUUAAUAGACCUGAUACUAUAAAAUUUAUGACAAUUUUGUUUUGCCUAAAUGGGCUCAUUUAUUGCAAUUUUUGUUUUUUUUUAUUACAUUUGUCAACAAAAGUAAUUUGAAAGUCGUGAUCUCUGUCCAAAACUGUGUACUGAUACAUAAAUCGAGAUAUUUCAGUUCAAAAAAAAAUUUUCACUGGGGUACCUCCCAUGAUUUUUUUCAAAACAACUUUUUUUCAUCAAAAAUAUACAAAUGGUAUGUUUACAGAUUCAGUUUUUGAUGAAGAUCAAGAAUCUGCUAUUAGCUUUUGUCACAAUAUGUAAAUGAAGAAUGAAAAUCGUAAAGUACGAAUGCAUUUUGGCAUAAUUGCUCUAAUUACAUUCAUAAAUCUAGAUUUUGAUAAACACUAAUUUGGUAUAAAAUACUUGAUGAUAUCAUUUAUACUUUAAGUUGUAGAGUGGGCGUAAUGCAUAUGUAACAUCCUGUAUAUUAGUUUUGUUGUUUUAACACUACUAGAUGUAACAUCAGCUAAUUUUGUUGAAUUAGAUUAUUUUUACAGAAUGACACUAGUGAAUUAUUCAAGGUAAGCUUGCCUUUCAAUUGUCAUACCAGAUAAUCUGUUCGAUAUCUAGAACAUAAAUAUAUUAAUAUGUAAAGUACCGAAACACAUUUAUUCUUGAAAACAUAAUGUCUUCAACACCGUUUUCAUUUAUAAGCAGCCAGUUCAGUAUCUAUGCUGGUCUUUCAAUAUGUACUUUUGGUAUUAUUGGAAAUGUAAUCAAUAUUUGUAUUUUAUUUCCAACUCGAUCCAAUUCAUCUUCAUUUCUUUUGCUUGUAUCAUCGGUUUUUAAUAUCAUUACACUAUCAGAAGGUCUUCUUCCAAAAAUAUUAUCCUUUAGUGUUAAUAUAGAUGCCACAUCGACCAGUAUUAUUUGGUGUAAAUGUCGUUAUUAUAUUUCCUAUUCUACCGCCACAGUCUCUUUUACAUGCCUAUGUUUUGCUUCUAUCGACAGAUUUUUUGUAUCAUGUCGAGGAGUAACAUGGCGAAAUAGAAGUAAACUGAGCACAGCAAAAAUCGCUAUUAUCAUAGCUGUUCUGGUAAUUGCCAUAGGUCAUCUACCACUUCUACUGUUCUAUACCAUAAUUGAAGUGCAAACUAACAUAGGUAACAUUACUCACACAUGCUCCAUUAUUAAUUCUGGUCUACUUAUCUAUGUAAGUUACAUAUAUCGACCUAUUAUUCUCAGUGCAUUACCUGGUACAAUAUUGGCUAUAUUCGGUUGCCUAACAUAUCGUAAUGUAACUAAAUUAAAUAGCAACCAACUACGUUCUUCAUUUCAACAAGGUUUAACUUCAAUGAUACUCUUACAAACCAUUGUAGUCAUGAUUCCAAUAAUACCAUUUGCAAUAAUAAAUAUCUAUCAAGUUGUAACAUCAUCAAUAGUUAAAUCCGACUAUCGUUUAUCACAAGAGCAAUUAGUCUAUACUAUAGCAAAUAUUAUUUUAUACGUAAGUUAUGCAUCAAACUUCUAUGUCUAUCUUAUCUCAGCUUCAUCUUAUCGCAAAGAUUUUCGACGACUUGUUCUAUUUUGUUAUCGUCGAAAGCAUGCAAAUAAUCGUAUUGGAAUUAUGUCAAGAGAGAACAAGUCGUAA